This is a messenger RNA of Paralichthys olivaceus (Japanese flounder), 3368 nucleotides long. RefSeq names its product BCL2 associated agonist of cell death b (gene badb). NCBI's taxonomy places the organism in Eukaryota, Metazoa, Chordata, Actinopteri, Pleuronectiformes, Paralichthyidae. The record is from RefSeq and is a predicted model, not a curated record. Gene Ontology annotation, biological process: apoptotic process.
AACAGUGACGUCAGCGCGCCGCGGCGUUGCGGUGACGCGCGGCGAUUGGGUGAGCGCGGAGCUAAAGUGAGCAGCUCGGCGAGGAAAAGAUAAGACAGCGACAAUAACAGCAGCUGCAGAGGCCGCGGGACGCUCCGCCAACGCAAGCCCACACUCCCGGACUCUCACCGCACAUCAACUCGGGUAAGAGACCCGGUGUGAAGAUGCCUCAAUGGCUGCAAACUUCACCAUUUCAGACAGCGAGUCGGAGCCGUCGGAGGAGAUAGAGGAAGCAGAAAUGAGCCAAUCAUCGACUGAGUCAGAGCAUCAGGUUCUUCAGCGCCACAACCUCACCUUACCUGAGCUCAGAAUAGCAGCAACUGGUAGAAUCAGGCUGAACUCAGAGUCCCACGCCUCCACUGUCUCACGAGACGAGGAGCUCCAAACCAGGGCGGAUGAGGAAGUCGGCACGCCCACCGACGGCGCUCCAUUCCGAGGACGGUCCAAGUCGGCUCCCCCUGCACUGUGGGCGGCAAAGAAGUACGGCCAGAAGCUCCGGAGGAUGAGCGACGAGUUUGACAGCCUGCUAGACAAAGGGGCAAUGAGGAAGGUGAAGAGUGCCGGGACGGCCAAACAGAUGCACCACUCUAAAAGCUGGUGGAGCUACCUCUUCAGUCACCAGGAGAUUGAGGGAGAGAACAGCCACCUUGAGAAUCACACUCACCGCACUGAGUAGGCACUGAGGGUGGAUAUAAGAGCAACUUAGGGGAAUCAAUGGGAACAAGAAGAAGAGAAGAAAGCAAUGGGGAAGCCAAUUGAACAAUUGUGAUUGAGAGCAGUGAGCUCUGCUCUGAGUAGAAAUGGAAGAAAGGUUGGUUUGAUCAAAAGGCUCCAAAGACUCCAAACACAAAGGCAUGGCUAAACGGGACAAGUAGUACAUAGUACUGAGGUUCUAAAGCCUCUAGUCAUGUAAAUUUUAAAACUAAAUUCAUAUAAAUUGUGUGUUUUUUGUUGGUUGUGAUGUGAACAACACUGUUAGGCAGCUCACUGUGAACUGGUCAAAUGUGAGAUGAGCAUGAGGACAGACCUGUGGCUUUCCAAACCCACCGUACAAACGGAUGGAAGGACGGCCAGAGAGAAGAGAGACGACCUCUUUAAAACGCAGCAAAAGAAUAAAAUGAGGGGACUAGAAAGGUGAACUAUCAGUAAGUAAAAGACACUCAACCGUUUCAAUUUUCUCACAUCAACACUAUGCAAUAUACUGUAGAUGGAGAGAUAAAUGAGCUGAAAACAAAACGUGACUGAGGCCACCGUGAAUGCUGUUAGAACUUCCUUCCUUCCUCAUUUUCUUGAGGAUAUGUCAAGUCAGUGUGAUGCUUGUUUUAAUCCAAAUGUUGGUGCUUGGAUCGCACAAGAUAUCACUGUAUUGUGCCAAAAUAAUUUUCAGGCAACAGAAGUGAGGAGAGAGUGUAAAAAAAGGAAGGAUCUUCUUUAAGUAUUCAACUCAGGGGGCCUUUCUCCAACUUCCUGUUCUGCUACCAGAACUCUUUCUGCCACUGUACUCGACUAUCACCAACUGCUUUAUAUCUCAAAUUUAUCAAACAAACAAUCUUGUACAAGGACAAUCUUUGACAAUGCAGAAAAAAAUAUCUUUUGUACAACUUCAGGGUUAGAUUAUAUCGGAGGAAAAUGACAUUAAACAGACGUAUACAAAAGAAAAGAAAGCACAAACCCAUAUGAAUCUAUCUUUUUAAAGCCUUGAAUGAGCAAAAAAUAAAACAGACUUAGUAAUUUUUAUGUGUAAAUAUUGUGUUAAUAUUUUAUCAAAUGGCAUUGGAUGAGGGGUUAUACGUGGCGUGGUUUUAGCUAGAAACUAAUUCCACGAGUUCCUAUUUUAUAAGUCUGGCCAACCCAGCAAUAGGCAAUGUACAAUCCAUGGCUGUUGUGAUAAAUGUUAUGUGCUUAUUUAAAAGUUGUGGGUGGUGACGGAGUAACUACUGUGCAAGGUUUUAAACACACAAGCCUUUGGGCCCAUUUACUCAGCAACCUGUGCAAAUAGAAGAUGGAUUCAGAGAGUUCAGCCCCAUCUGCUUCUUGCAAUCCUGUCAUGUUUAUAUAAGAAUUAAAUGUGGGGCGGGUUUUGACUUUGACCUGCAUUGCGGUGUGAAUAAAAUGGGAUAAAGCUGUUAAGAGUGCUGAUCUAAUUUCCAAUUUGUUAUUUACAUGCUUUUGAAGAUUCCUUGGCACAUAUACCCAAAAUACUACCUUUAUUUAAGUUCUAAUUGUUUAUAUGAAUCAUUAUACAACUAAGAUCCGCACCUCUAAACAGCUUGGUAAUCGAUUCGGCUAUUUGUGAUUUGUUUAUCAAUAUGUGAUUAUAGGAAAUGGUAAUAGGUUUGUUCUCCUUGUGUCUUUCUCUCGACUCGUAUGGUCGAGUCGUGGUGUGCUCAGCUGUGCAGGUCAAGGGCUGCGUUUGUUAUCGAAAAAUAACCUUUGCUACAGCUUUUUUUUAUACAUUAAAAAAACAUGUCUAGGACAAUUUUUAAUCACAUUAGAGAUCGUGACAAUCUGAAUGACACCAACCGUUUUUUCUAAGAUUUGUCCAAGUGUACUGUGUGUUUUUGUAAGAUGAUGAGUUGACUGAAAUAUACGAGCAACCGUUUACAAUGAAUUAAUAUCUGGUAUAAAGCUCCUAACACAAUUAGAAUAUUCUGUUUGAGUCAAACUGCUAACUCCACUGUUUAAUGAUAUGAGAUAGAAACAGCGGAGCCAGGAAUGAGUGUUAAAGUGAUAACAGUACUUCUAACAUGUCACUACCUGUACAUCUACAUAUACAAGUACUGCAGUUAGCAGCUGUGUGGUGUUGUGAACUUGGGACCAGAUAAAACUGUUUCGCUCCUUACAAUACAGUUCAGCUGAAAUUUAAAAGAUUAUAAAUAUUCUUAUGAACUGCCUUGAACAUGCUGGUACCUGCGACGUGACACCACACAGGCGGCCUUGUGUCUUUACCUAAUCUACUGCCUUAAAUAGUCACAGCUCACUGUCACACAUUACUCAAGAAAGAAGCACAAUAACGUGGUGGUGCGUUCACUAUCGCACUUUUUAGUCGAAGUCGCGUGACCAGUAACGGUUUUGACUUUGAAAACACUUGUGACGGUGAACACACCCCUGAAGAAAAACCUGCCGUGGUAUCUUGAGUUCUGCAACCAUCCUUAGUAUUACUUGAAUCUAGAGACGUGUUUUGGAGAAACUGAAUUUUUAAUAUUCCCCUUUUAUUUUUUUUGUUGGAUUCAUUUUCAAUGACUUUUGUACAUGUAUUUUCUCUACAGCUGUCUAACUUCUGGUAUAUGCUGUCCUGAAUAAAUACUUUUAAGAGUGGUUUUCAAGUG